Rubroshorea leprosula is the source of this 936-nucleotide messenger RNA. The record is from the annotation of a GenBank genome assembly. NCBI's taxonomy places the organism in Eukaryota, Viridiplantae, Streptophyta, Magnoliopsida, Malvales, Dipterocarpaceae.
CAUUGAAAGAGAGAAAAUCAAAAGUAAGUACCCAUGAGAAAGAAUGAAGUUUCCCGUUUUGUAGGGAGUAAGAAGAGGAACGGCGGAGACUCCAUUAGUGCCUGUAUUUUUCUUCAUCAACUGUGUCUUCCAUUUGGAUUCGGUGUGAAUCCUCUUUGCGUUGGUUAUACGAGCUGGAAAUGACAGAUCGGGUAUAAGAAGAGAGGCGGAGGAUGCAAAGCUCCUGCCGGCGAACUCCAUUGCAGCAGCAGCAGCAGCAUGACGCUGUUAUUGACUGCUGAUCAGGAGAUGGAGAAGGGGACCAUCAGACCACAGGUCGAACCUUCUUCUUCCUCCUCACCCCAACUUGCUCCUUUUCUUCCAGAAUUGGCACCCUCCCGAACCAGCGCCCCUGCUCCUACGCCCGGCCUUGCUCGGUACUCUCCCCUCUGCGCCCUGCUCCUACGCCCGAGCCUUGCGCCUGCGCCCCUGCUCCCUGCUCUGCGCCUGACUGUGCUUUCUGCGCCCAGAUCCCGUGCCCUCUACGCUUCCCCUGCACGCCUGCGCGCAAUCAUGCACUCCUGCGCGCAAUCAUGCACUCCUGCGCCCCACAAUCAUGCGCUCCUACGCCCCUUGCUGCUGCACCGAACCAGCCCUUGCCGCCUGCACCCCUGUACUGCUGCACCGAGCCUGCGCCUUCUACACUCUGCGCCCAAUCCGGUGCCGCUACCUCUUGCACGCUACAGCCAUACAGAAAAAACAGCACAUGCUCAUUAGUGAUUGACGGAGCAAGUUUUUUUUAUCUAUUUCAUUUUAUUUUAUUUUUUAUUUGGAUAUAUAUAUAAAAAAAUGAGAUGAGAAGGGAGUCUUUGCUUGAUUUUGGAGUUUGAUUUUGGGGGUCUGGGAGGGAGGGAGAAGAGGAACUGAAAAUUGAAAGGAACAGAUCUAGAGGUUCUU